AAUUAACCCCCAAUCAUUUGGUUGAUUAGGUCAAAUGUGUGUGAUUUCGUGUUUUCCUUAUGAUCCAACGGUUAAACCUAUUCAUAAAUUGUUUGUUUGAAAUAUAUCCGAAUGUGUUGGUGAAAGCCAUAUUAAUUGGAGUUAUGGCAUCGAAGUUGCAUAUGUUGCGUUCAAAGACGGCUGAAGCUUCAAAGCUUUUGUCCAAGAACGGAAACUCCUACUACAAGCGAACGCUAGAGGAGAACAAAAAAUACAUUGUGGAUCCACCAACUAUCGAAAAAUGUCAACAGUUGUCAAAUCAGCUACUUUACACUCGUCUUGCCAGCAUUCCGAGUCGAUAUGAUGCAUUCUGGAAGGAGCUUGAUCAUGUGAAGCAACUAAUAAAAACGAGGAAGGAUCUUAAAACCGAAGAUAUGGGGAUUGCUGCUCUUUUUGGGCUCGAGUGUUUUGCUUGGUACUGUGCUGGAGAGAUUGUAGGACGAGGAUUUACUAUUACCGGUUACUAUGUUUAGUUAACUUCUGAUGUGAAGGUUAGUUCAACUCUUCUCGAGAUAAUAAGGUAGUCUACUUAGAAAUGUAGUUUCUCGCACCAAAUGCACUGAAUGCAAACAGCCAAUGUGUCGCAGCCGCUGCCAAAUAAUAACUUUUUUUUACUUUACAGCUUACGUUAUUUGGUACAAGUGCAUGUGUGUAUGCGCGCAUGAUAUAAUUAUAUAUGGAUAUCCAACAUUGCAAUU
Molecule: messenger RNA, 737 nt
Organism: Helianthus annuus (common sunflower)
Lineage: Eukaryota; Viridiplantae; Streptophyta; Magnoliopsida; Asterales; Asteraceae
Exons: 3
Coding region: 60-512 (150 amino acids)
Biological process (GO): proton motive force-driven ATP synthesis
Molecular function (GO): proton transmembrane transporter activity
Source: RefSeq, a predicted model, not a curated record